UUAUAGCAGUACCUAAUGGUAAAAAUGUGAAACAGUUUCAUUAUAAAACCUAUGUUUUCAACAAACGAUUGUUUUCGAAUAAACUUGUUCUACCAAACACACCGUGAAAUCGUUCCGUACCGUGGAUAUUGAUGGGCAAGACUGUCGGAUCGUGUUAAUGGGUCUUUACUCCCGCGCAACGCAACAUUAAAUGUUGCAUACUUUAUUAUGCAACAACGAACAUAAUCGCUGAAACACAAAUCAGUGAUUAGUAAAUAAAAUUGUUAUUAGAUAAUAAAAGUGAUACGAAAAUUUGUGUUAACAAGUUUAAACUUUUCUACAAUGAUUCUACGGCUACUGACCUCGAAUAUUCGUUUCAACGGGUCGCUCCGAACAAAUGUGCUUGGAAAUAUUAGAUCACAGCCUACCAAUAUCGCGCAAACCCCAAUCAGUUCUAAUUUCAGCACAAGCCGGCUUUCAGCGGCAUCCGUAGGCAAUCGUGCAUACGAUGUUAGUACCAACGUUGCUAAAGAUGUGAUACUGUUUAAGUACGAGAAUCCACGGUUCUUUCGUGUGCUAAACAUCUUUGCUAUAAGUCAGUUUCUGUUCUGGGGAUAUCUAUCGCAUUUCGCUUUUACAACGCUCAAGGAUGCACCUGUGCCGCAACAGGACACCGAUCAGCUGGCCUGGUACGAGAAAAUUAACUUGGGAGAAAAUAAAUUUAGGAAUGGAAUAACGAUUAUGUCCUUCCUGAUCGGCUACGGCAUUUUAGCUGCAUCGUGGACAUUUACCUUGCGAUCGGUACGUUUUCUGAUUCUACGCAAGGGUGGUCAAAAGGUCAGUGUAGUUACCUACACGCCGUUCGGAAAAAAUCGGAUUAUGGAUGUUCCAUUGAACUGCAUUUCAGCUCAAGAAUCUAGAGAGGCUGCACGUGUGACGAUACCCAUCAAAAUUAAGAACCGAUCUCUUUUCUAUGUCGUGGAUAAAAAAGGUGAAUUUACUAAUACACGAUUGUAUGAUUACACCGUCGGAAUGAAACGAACUAAAUGAAAUGAACUAAAAUCC
Molecule: messenger RNA, 1044 nt
Organism: Topomyia yanbarensis
Lineage: Eukaryota; Metazoa; Arthropoda; Insecta; Diptera; Culicidae
Product: transmembrane protein 223
Exons: 2
Coding region: 322-1029 (235 amino acids)
Biological process (GO): nervous system development
Cellular component (GO): mitochondrion
Source: RefSeq, a predicted model, not a curated record